Messenger RNA from Tarenaya hassleriana, 610 nucleotides. Its product is annotated as protein SPIRAL1. Gene Ontology annotation, biological process: cortical microtubule organization. The transcript is spliced from 3 exons. The coding region runs from base 129 to 473 and encodes 114 amino acids. The record is from RefSeq and is a predicted model, not a curated record. NCBI's taxonomy places the organism in Eukaryota, Viridiplantae, Streptophyta, Magnoliopsida, Brassicales, Cleomaceae. Gene Ontology annotation, cellular component: cortical microtubule, transverse to long axis.
CUCGCUCGCUUGCUCAACCUCAGUCGCUCGACCCUGUUCUUCCACUGGGUCUGCAUCUGCUUCAGUUCUCUCUAGAUCUGAUCCGCAAUUCAUCACAGGCUGUUACUAAGCCGCCAUUAGGCAAGACCAUGCGUCGUGGGAAUAGUUGCGGUGGAGGACAGAGCUCCUUAGGUUAUCUUUUCGGCGGCGGAGAGGCUCCCGCUCCCGCACCCGCACCCGCACCUGCACCUGCCCCAGUUGCUGCCGCCACCGAACAGAACAAUGGAUUUCCCCCGAAAUCCGCAGCUUCUCCUCCGCCAGAGGACAUUGUCAAGCAGGUUCCGGCGGGUAUCAACAGGACAUCGGUGAACAACUACGUUCGAGCCGAUGGACAGAACACCGGCAACUUUCUCACCGAUCGCCCUUCGACCAAAGUCCAUGCUGCUCCUGGCGGUGGAUCAUCCCUUGAUUACCUCUUCAGCGGCAGCAAGUGAGAAAAAAAAUUGGUACUUUUGUUGUCUGUUUGGUUAUAUUCCAAUGGAGCAUGUAAUAUAACCAGUUCGUUUCUCAUCCCUGUCUGAAUUCUCAGAGUUCCUAUCAAUCAUUUGAAUCAAGAUCAUGCUUCUUUCUU